CACACUCACACACAUUUGCCAAUUAAACAUAUGAUGUGUCAGUUGUCACUUUACUUCUGCAGUUGUGUCUUACUCCUCCGGGAUGGGCGUUCAGUCGGAACAGGCCGUGUGUCCACAGGUCAACAUUGGGGAAGUUCGUUUCCCAGGAUUUUACAUCAUGUCCCAGUUUCACAUCGCUGAGUUAGCAAGACGAGGAACCGUUGAAAAGGUUGCAGGAUCAACCCCUACACGUGCUGCGUACAAGAUGGGCCCAAAUUUCAACUUCAGAAUCAACACCAGAUCGGUUUACCCUCUUGGACUCCCGGAAGAGUUUGCUUUUGUGACAGUUUUACGCAUGGACGGCAGUACUGUACAGAAGAAAUGGAACAUUUGGCAAAUGCAAGAUUUAAACGGCGACGAACAACUGUCUGUGGGGCUGAAUGGACUGGCACAAUCUCUCGAAUUCACCUUUAUAGCACUUGACAAACAAAAACAAUCUGUCGUUUUUUCUUUCCUUCCGCUCCUCUUUAACUCUCGGUGGCACGAGAUCGUACUGAGUGUCAGUAGGCGUCUCGUGACCCUCUUUGUGGACUGUGUUAAGAUCGAGUCUCAAAACAUCCGGACUCGUGAGAAAGUCAAUCUGGAUGGCUACACUCUGUUAGGAAAAUUAAAGGAUAACCCUGGCAUAGCGGUACCGUUUGAACUGCAGUCCAUGCUUGUUCGCUGUGACGCGAGACGCCCAGAGAGAGAAGCAUGUCACGAGCACCCUGCAAACACGGCGUCCCGGAUCCCUCCAAUCACUCGCCCGUAA
Messenger RNA from Osmerus eperlanus (European smelt), 790 nucleotides. Its product is annotated as collagen alpha-1(IX) chain-like. The transcript has 5 exons. The coding region runs from base 83 to 790 and encodes 235 amino acids. The record is from RefSeq and is a predicted model, not a curated record. NCBI's taxonomy places the organism in Eukaryota, Metazoa, Chordata, Actinopteri, Osmeriformes, Osmeridae.